Molecule: messenger RNA, 1011 nt
Organism: Strigops habroptila (Kakapo)
Lineage: Eukaryota; Metazoa; Chordata; Aves; Psittaciformes; Psittacidae
Gene: RAB17
Product: RAB17, member RAS oncogene family
Exons: 5
Coding region: 1-666 (221 amino acids)
Molecular function (GO): GTPase activity; GTP binding
Source: RefSeq, a predicted model, not a curated record
AUGGAGUUGGUUUCCUUACAGGGCAUGGCGCAGAAAGAAAUGCUGGGCACGUCCCUGGAGGGCAUUAAUCCAACCUACACCUACAAGGUGGUGCUGCUGGGGAGCACAUCAGUGGGAAAGUCAAGCCUGGCCUAUCGAUACGUGAAAAAUGACUUCAAGGAGUCACUGCCAACCGUGGGAUGCUCCUUCUUCACACAGACACUCAACCUGGAGGUGGCCACGGUCAAGUUGGAGAUCUGGGACACGGCAGGCCAGGAGAAGUACCACAGUGUCUGCCACCUCUACUACCGGGGCGCCCACGCUGCUCUCGUCAUUUACGACAUCGCUAACAAGGAAACACUCAACAGAGCAAAGCUGUGGCUGACAGACCUGGAGAAGGAAUUCCUUCCUGAUGAAAUUGUCAUUGCUUUGGUAGGCAACAAGCUGGACCUUGCUGCUGAGCGAGAAGUCACUACCGAGGAGGGGGAAGAGUUUGCAAGGACCAAAGGCCUCCUGUUCAUGGAGACAUCUGCAAAAUCCAACCACCAAGUAAAUGAUAUCUUUAUGGCCAUAGCCCAAGAGCUCCUGCAGCGGGAACAAGAGAAGGCACAUGCCCCAUCCCCGCAUGGGAGGUCAACAGUCACCCUGGGGGAGAGCAAAGCAAGGACAGGGUGCUGCCGGCUCUGAGGAUGGGCAGCUCUGGAAUAGGUCUCCAAAAGGAGCAGUGAUGAGGCAGGGGGGAUGCAGAACUGCAGGGGCAGCUCAGCCUCAACACCCUCCUGCUCAGAGGAAGGUCAGAGCCCAUCUGACCUCAGCAUGGGGCUUCCUCAGCUCUCUGGCACUGCCUUCAAGCAAGAGGUGAAGCACAGAUUCUUCCACCACCUUUCGGCUUUCAGAGAGGAGUGCGACCUGCCAGCACUGCUGCCACCAGCCCUCACUGGUGCCUUCCCACCCCAGCUGCACCUCACUCAUCCGCUUCCCUUCCCAUCUGAAAAGGGAGAGUUUAACUUCCCAGAGUGGAGCCAGUGCCUC